Messenger RNA from Populus nigra (black poplar), 3766 nucleotides. RefSeq lists its product as uncharacterized. The transcript is spliced from 3 exons. The coding region runs from base 156 to 1370 and encodes 404 amino acids. The record is from RefSeq and is a predicted model, not a curated record. NCBI's taxonomy places the organism in Eukaryota, Viridiplantae, Streptophyta, Magnoliopsida, Malpighiales, Salicaceae.
CCCGUGUUUUGUUGAUCGGAGCCACGCAAACUAGACUAGACUAGACGGAUCAUCUUGUUCCUGGAGGUGGAACAUGAAGCAUCCCGUUUGGCUUGGCGUUAAACUCCCUUAAUUUUUCCAUAAAAUCACUCGCUGCUCUCUCACUGCACUUUACUAUGGAAACUACGUCAGUUCUCCUUCACUCUAAAACAAUUCCUUUCAGUUUCUCCAUCUCUCAUAACAACGGCAGAAAACUCUCUCUCAGGCAUUCCAACAAACAGUUUCAAUCCCGUUUGUCAAAUAACAAUUUCCUCUUUAGUCAAAGCCUUAAACCCAUCAAAAACCAAGCAGAACUUCCUCUUUCACUAUAUCAAUCAACUUCAUCACUGAAAAUUACAAGAACACACUUGUUAUCUCCUCCCAAAUGCUCACAUUCCGGCUCUGCAAGCACGGACGGUUCUCAAAACCACCCAUUUUUAAAACCCUUCAAAAACCUCUCUCUUGAUGAACUGAAAGCGACCCUUUUGCAAUUAACCCCUAUUGAUAUCAUCAAGUGGUCAGGUAUCUUAUCAAUUGCAAUUGCAGCCACAAAAUGGACUGUGAAUUUGGUCUUGAACCCGUUUUUCUGGAUGUAUUUUAGCUGGACAUGGUUGUUUUGGCCGUGGUUUGUGGCUAUAUUACUUGCUGUUUAUGGGUUAUAUUGCUUUUAUAAGCAUUCAAUAGGCGAAGCUAGCAUUUUUGAGCAAUUUGCAAUUGUUACAUCAGUGUUCACUUGGUUAACUUUAGUCCCUCCUGCCCAUUUCAAUGGAUACCUACAAGGAUGGCCUUUUGUGUUCUUUUUUGUAUAUCAUUAUUUCUUUUUCUUCAAUGUAAGUGUGAGGAAACGUUUGUAUGGUGAUUAUUAUGCACGCCCGCAUGACCCCAAGUGGGAUUUACACCCACCCAGAUGGUCUCGCCUUUUGUUCUGCGUUGGGGUCAUGGUUGGGCACUGGCUUGCAGCUUUUGAAGGUCCAGAGCUGCACCUCAUUCCUGGUGGGUGGAGCAAUGUGGGGAUUUGGAUUUUGAUAUUGGCAACUUUGCUAAUGCAGUAUAAUUCUACAUUUUACCUUGCCAAGUAUUCGGAGAAGGUGGUGGUGCCUAUUGCUGUUGUGCAAUUUGGGCCAUAUAGGUGGGUCAGGCACCCGAUCUAUUCAUCCACAAUGCUUCUCUUUGCGACUUAUUUCCUUGCGCUUCGUGCACCUUUGAGCCUGUUGUUUGUGGUAGCGGUAUGUUUGAUGUAUUAUGCACAGAAGGCAAAAAUGGAGGAGGAUCUAAUGAUUGAGACUUUCGGGGAGAAGUAUCUAGAGUACAUGGGUAAAGUUCGGUACAAGUUCAUUCCUUUGGUUUAUUAAGACAGCAUCCAGGUGGUGCCUUCUUGAUGCUCAUUGCUAAUAGUGAACUUGACAGUAAUCUGUUUGUUGAGUUUCAGAGGGGAAUUAUAAAGUGCUCUCUAAGUUCAUUAUGCAUAUUAAGUUGCACAUUCUGAAGAAUGUUAGAGAGAUUCACUUCAGCUAGAAGAUACUGAAAUGAAAAUGCUGGGAAUAGUUUAUCCUGCAACAGUAAAAACACCUGAUAUCCUGGUCGAUAAUGAUAGUAUUCAAGUCCCCUGAUGAUUUCAAGGAAAGAGCUAAAACGAAAAUACACAUGAAUUGAGCAACAAGACAACAAUAAUCUUAUGAUUCUAUCGAUGAGAACUACAAUCAGCCCUAUCAGUGACAAGACUAGACUGAUUGGUUGUCAUAAGUAAGAGUUUCAUUCUUGAUCAUUGAGGAGCCAUCCAUCUUAAGUUCAUUUAUAAGCAAUCUGAUGAUGCAACAAUGUUGCUGUUAGACAAAUAUUUGUUCAAUUUGAAGACCUUAGAUGAAGUAAUUGUUCAUCAAAAUAGAGGCUUUUAAAGUCUAGAAACAAGUUCAGGUUUCUAGUUUUCUAAUCUGGGUGCUUGCUUUACAAUUUAUCGAGGGAUUUUGUUGGUUGUGGCAAGAUGGUACUUUCUGCAACAGGGGCCUGUUCUCUGCAACUUUCCCGGUUGGGACUUUUUAGAGCAUACUACACAACCUUUUUGGUCAUUAGAUUUAGUGAGCAAUACUGAGAAUUUCAGCUUAAAAUUCUAUCCAAUUAUUGAUAAAUCAUUCAUUGACUAUUCAGAUCCAUCCCAAACCCUAAGUAAAAUCUUAAAAUUUCUAUAUUUUCAAAGCUGUCUUAUUUUUUUUGAUAAAUAUAUUUCAAAGCUGUCCAAUAUGAGCGACUGAGCACAAAUAUGUGGCAUUUUGAAUGCUUUACUCUUAUAUAGACUGCAGAUUUUGCUUGGUCUAGAUUUGUAAAGUUACGCAGUCAAAUUGUAAAUGAAAUGCGUUCUGCAAUCCUAUUUAUUGAUGCUUUAAUCUUCUCAGUUUAUUUUUCAUUCAUCCUUUCUAGAGCAUGACACAGAUGAUGUGAUUCCAUGUGUGAUCUAUAUACCACUAUCAGGUAUUUUUUUUUCGUUACCGAGCGCAUGUUGCUAGGAAAUACAAGUGUUGUUGAAUAUACUUCUUGUCUGUCACUCUCUGCUUGGAGUUUAGUUCCUUAAUUUUCUCUGACAAAACUUUAUUAGGACAAAUGCGCUUCAUCCUUUUCAUCUUGAGUAUUCAUCUAGCUUUGAAAGGACAAAAAUUCUAUGAACCAUUUGUAAUGUAUCGCCACUUAAAUUUAAUCCUAGUACCAACUCUAACCUCAUAAUUCCUUGAUGACUUGAGAUGAAGUGCACUUGAUUAUAGCGCAAAGUAGUUGGUUGCAGGGCUUUCCUCUUCAAUAUAGUUAGUUUUUUUUAAUAAAAGUAGAGAACUUCAAUAUAGUUAGUUAAUGGUUAUUGAAGACUUGUAUUUGGAUGGGACUUAGCAGUUUAUGCUCUCUGUAGAGAGGAUCGAUUCUUCUAGUUUGUUUUGUAGUUGCCUCGUUAACUUUGUAAUAGAAACAUUUAUAUCUAAUCCAACAAGGAAGACAUGGUGUCAAAAGACCUUUGAUGUCUGCAACAUAGUGAAGCAAGAUUAAUGCAGUAUAGGCGGAUCCUCAUCUCUUUCAUGAUCAACCAUUCUGCUGGAACUGUGAUGCGACUUACUGAAGCUGUUGUGUUGUGACAUAGAAUGCAUUCUUUUACAAUCCUGCGUCUCAGCCUUUCAGGGAAGCUGACCCAAUAAUCGAUUGUUCUGUAGCGUAACACUUUAAGGUUCAAUCCUAGAAGAAGAAAAUCUGGGCCUUGUGGAAGCCACCUCACAUGCACAUGACAGCCAGCUCAUCAAGAUGUGAAAUAUAUCAGCUCAUGCAUGCUUUGCAAUCGCCCCACCUUGUCAGCAUGCAGUUGAAAACCUCCAAGUUCUAUCAAGAAAAAUCACUUGAAAAUACGCAUGUACUUUUCUUCUGAUGGCAAUUUCGCACGAUCACUUUCUUUGAUGUCCCUUCAUGUUCUUCCAUUUUCAUGCACUUCGAUAAUGUGAUCCUCUUCUGGCUUCCGAUACCUGUCGAGCUUUACAUGCGGGGAUGUCCAGAUUUCCUCACUUGUGGCUAUCGCCAUUUGAUCUCUUCCAAGUGUAUGAUGUGAAGGCAAGCUGGGAUGACUUUUCUAUGUGUUCUGCGAACGUGUUGCUUGAAAGUUUACCAAUUUCCGUCACAGUUAUGUAUAAUUUAAGUAUUUGUUCUAGCGGGUUCCUACAAUUUGUCAUUUUUAAUCUUGUGAUGGAUCGUGAUGUAUGAGAAGGGACUGGUUUUUACUUCU